UUGACUGCAGCUUGUUAGCUCCUCCCAGAGGACUGGUUCUGUAUCAGGUCCAUGAAGGUGUUGAGGUUCCAGAGUCUCAGGAUGAACAGUUUUCAGGACGAGUCCAGAGUGACAAAGACGUCCUCAGAGAAGGACGAAUCAGACUCCAUGUGUCCAGACUGAGGACUGAAGACUCUGGUCUGUAUCUGUGUGACGUGAAAAAUGAUGAAGGUUCUGGUUCUGGAAGAUGUCGACUCAACGUUUCUGCAGCUGCUGAUGUCUCCCAACCUCAGAGACCGACUGUGGAUCCAGAACCAGGAGGUCCAGGAAGAAUCGGUCUCUAUGUUUCACUGGGACUGACAGCAGCAGCAGCAGCAGCAGUUCUGAUGCGAUGGACUGACAACCUGUCCAGGGUGAACCCGCCUCCCGCCCAUAGACUGCUGGAGAUCGACCCACUAUGGAUGAAGCUGUAUAGAAGGGAGAAGAUGAUCUGCAGGAUCCUGCUGCUCAUCAUCCUCAACUCAUGUCUCUGUGCAACAUUUGUAGUGAAUGUGACACAGAGCUGCUAUCAGGCAGAGGAGAACCACAACAUCACUCUGGAGUGGACCUUCACCACCAGACCUCAUGGAUCCUGGAGACAACUGUUUAUCCUCUGUGAACUUAUAGCUCCUCUCAGAGGACUGGUUCUGUAUCAGGUCCAUGAUGGUGUUGAGGUUCCAGAGUCUCAGGAUGAACAGUUUUCAGGACGAGUCCAGAGUGACAAAGACGUCCUCAGAGAAGGACGAAUCAGACUCCAUGUGUCCAGACUGAGGACUGAAGACUCUGGUCUGUAUCUGUGUGACGUGAAAACUGAUGAAGGUUUCAACUCUGGAAGAUCUCGACUCAACGUUUCUGCAGCUGCUGAUGUCUCCCAACCUCAGAGACCGACUGUGGAUCCAGAACCAGGAGGUCCAGGAAGAAUCGGUCUCUAUGUUUCACUGGGACUGACAGCAGCAGCAGCAGCAGCAGUUCUGAUGGUCAAACUUCUCUUCAGUUACUGUUUUAGAAAACAUCAGAAUGUGUUAAACUGCUUCUUAUUGGACUCUAGAACAUCUUGGUGUCCAGAGGAGGUUUUGGCCAACUCAGUGCCUGUAAGGUGUCCAGGUCCUGUGCUGCAGAACAAGCCCAGAUCAUUGGUCCUCCACUACCGUGCUUGACAGUUGCUUUGGUGUUUCAGACUAGAAGUCUGGAGCUUCAUUCAGAUGCAGCUGUUAGAACCUAAGUUCUGCUGCCAGAACUUUCUAGAGAGAAGAGUCUUUCUCCUGGUGACUCUUCCAGCAAUCCAAACUUGUUCAGCCUUUUCCUCAUUGUUCUGUCAUGAACUUUAACCUGUGACCUGCUGACUGAGGCAUGUAGAGGAUCUGAUGGAGCUCUGGGUCAGAGGUCAUUUCUCUCAACGUUCAGAGAAGCUUAAGUGUUUUUAAAAGCUGAUUUUGUAUUACUAAUAAUGUUUUAAUUAAAUGAAGAACAUGUUAAAUGUAAGAAGUGUUUUAUUUACCUGAAGUUGGAACCAGAUUAUUUCUAUAAAUCAUAUUUUAUUCUUGAAGGUAGAACCUUUAAACUGAAGGAGGUUCUUACUUUUCUCCAUGAUUGUAUCUGAAGAGGAUCUUGUUUCCUUCUCUCUGUUGUUUCCUGCUGAUGUUUUAAAUCAGUUCUAAAGUUUUCUGGACUCAAUCAGACACAUUGAUCUGUUCUGUUAUUUUGUCUUAAAGCUGGAUGAACUGAUGCACUUUGUUACUGAGCAUAAAGCACUUUAUCUGCUUCAUUUAGUCUGUUUCUAAUGUUCACGUGUCAUUAAUAAAUCCAUAUUUAUUCAGA
Molecule: messenger RNA, 1836 nt
Organism: Girardinichthys multiradiatus
Lineage: Eukaryota; Metazoa; Chordata; Actinopteri; Cyprinodontiformes; Goodeidae
Exons: 7
Coding region: 366-1175 (269 amino acids)
Biological process (GO): positive regulation of T cell proliferation; T cell costimulation; immune response
Cellular component (GO): external side of plasma membrane
Source: RefSeq, a predicted model, not a curated record